Aspergillus chevalieri is the source of this 306-nucleotide messenger RNA. RefSeq lists its product as uncharacterized. The record is from RefSeq and is a predicted model, not a curated record. The transcript has a single exon. The coding region runs from base 1 to 306 and encodes 101 amino acids. NCBI's taxonomy places the organism in Eukaryota, Fungi, Ascomycota, Eurotiomycetes, Eurotiales, Aspergillaceae.
AUGGACAUUGGUGGCCGCAAGAAAGCCGCUUCUCGCAGCGAAGAGUGCACGGUAAAUGGUCGCAUGGAGCGGCGCAGGGCAUGGAGCACUGGCUAUGCGGACACGCUGAUGGACAUUUCGGAUCUGCGCAUGGAGUGCAGGGCUCUGCGCAAAGUCUCGGGCACUUUGAAUGAGCACACUGGAUCUCGCAGGGCAUGCUGCAUGGAGGACAUUGCUCCGACCCGUGGCAGGUUUGCCUACACGUAUGAACGCAGGUCGAUUGAUUCCGGCCACAAAUUUGGAGACAUUUGCCGUGGUCCACUUUGA